Molecule: messenger RNA, 1774 nt
Organism: Filobasidium floriforme
Lineage: Eukaryota; Fungi; Basidiomycota; Tremellomycetes; Filobasidiales; Filobasidiaceae
Product: WD40-repeat-containing domain protein
Exons: 4
Coding region: 51-1568 (505 amino acids)
Cellular component (GO): preribosome, large subunit precursor
Molecular function (GO): protein binding
Source: RefSeq, a predicted model, not a curated record
AGCAACUCGUUGGUGACAAAAACUAGCUAAGCAGUCAGAACAGGAGCAUCAUGGACAUGUCAACCGCCGCCACCCCGGCAUCGUCGUCGACCGACAUUCAACUCCCGAUCAACCUCUUCACCCGUAACCCAUCCCACACUAUCCCUUCUUCGACCUAUCUCUUGCCUUCCUCAUGGCGUCGAUUUCAGCUCUCUUCUCUGAUCAACAAGGUACUCAAUCCCAAUGCUCCGAUUCCCUUUGACUUUAUCGUCGAUGGAGAGUUGUUACGGGGCAGUCUGGAGGCGUACGUCAAGAACAGGCGCGGAGGUGACAUGGAGAGCACGUUGCACGUCGAGUAUGUCGAGAGUCUUUUGCCGCCCAAGGAGCAGGGAACGUAUCCGCAGGACGAUUGGGUGUCGGGCGUCAGCAUCAAGCGACCAGGCUUCAUCCUUCUCUCUUCCUACCUCUCUCAUGCCAAGAUCAUCCCCCUCACGCAUCCCACUUCCACCGCCUCGGACGAUGCUCAACCACCCUCGAUAACCCUCCCGCUCCCCACCCGACUGGGAUCGACCUGCACAUCCUGGCUAUCACCCCAUCCUUCCCAUGAAGCCUACGACCCGUCCGCUCCCAUUCUAGUCGGAGCAGGCGGGGUGGACCGACAAACACACAUCUUCUCCAUCCCAUCAGAUCGACUCGUCGACCUCGCCUCCCACGUCGACCCUUCCGCAGGCUGCAAAGAGAUCAUGACGCUGCACCUCCACACGGGUCCCGUCUCUUCCCUCUCUCCCUCGCUCGACUAUUCCAAAGUCCUCACUUCAUCUUGGGACGGCCUCUUGGGUGUAUUCAAGCUGCCGACCAGGGAAGAACCGCUGGAAGAACGACACGAAGUAGGGCCGGAACCGGGGAGUUAUCUAACGGGAGUGGACAGGCGGUCGAAGAAGAGACGACUCAAUGUCAAGGACGCUACCGCCACCGAGACACCGAAUGGAGAACAAGUGAACGGGCUCCCUGCAGCCAACUCGGGUGGGUACCGAAAGUCACCGGAGAUGGUCCUCAGGGGACACAACGGACGGAUCGGGGGGAGUAUUUGGGACAAGGAGCAGACUGGAACCGUCUGGAGUGCCGGAUGGGAUGGAAGCGUGAGGGGAUGGGAUGUGGAGAGCGGGGGUUGUGAGGUUGUCAAGCAAGGACCGCAAGAGCGAGCGGCGCUGUGCAUCGAUCAGAUGGCUGGGACGAGAAGUUUGGUGACGGGUCACAUGGACCGGGUCGUAUGUCUUUGGGAUGCUAGGGAAUCCGCCUCGGUCAUCUCCCUUACCCUGCCGACCCCCGCAGCGACCCCCUCGGUGACAGCUCACCCGACCUCUUCCUUUACCCUCGCCACCGCAUCGUACUCGGGGCACCUGCAGAUCUGGGACGUCCGAUCCCCGAAACAAGCCCUCUUUAGCGUGAAGAAACAGCCGAGGAAGGACAACAAGAUUGUCGGGGGUGGAACGGGAGAGAGGUUGCUGAGCGUGGAUUGGGAUGGUGAGGUGAUGAUAGCCGGAGGGGAGGAUGGAGAGGUUGGCGUCUGGAGCGCGAGGGGAGAGUAGGGGGGUGAGAUAGGCGGGGUUGUCAAGUCUUAAUUACGGGAUACGAUGUGCAUGCAUACGAUCUAUACUGGCAAAGCGUGGUAUCUAGAGGCGGUAUCAUCCGAAUCUCGUCUGGUGUGGUCGCGUGAUUGGCUAUCAGCGCGUGGAAGUAAGCGCAAAGUGGCGUCCUCACGACGAUCUUUCGUUUCGAGUGAAAGAAUUGGACG